Trichechus manatus latirostris (Florida manatee) is the source of this 192-nucleotide messenger RNA. RefSeq names its product keratin-associated protein 19-8-like. The record is from RefSeq and is a predicted model, not a curated record. The transcript has a single exon. NCBI's taxonomy places the organism in Eukaryota, Metazoa, Chordata, Mammalia, Sirenia, Trichechidae. Bases 1 to 192 code for a protein of 63 amino acids.
AUGAGCUACUACAGGAGCUACUACAGAGGCCUGGGCUAUGGCUAUGGAGGCUUUGGUGGCCUGGGCAGUGGUUAUGGCUGUGGCUGUGGGAGCUUCCGCAGACUGGGCCAUAGCUUCGGCUAUGGAGGCUAUGGAUUUGGCUGCUUCCGCCCAUCUUACUAUCGAAGAUAUGGAUUCUCUACCUUCUACUGA